Molecule: messenger RNA, 1105 nt
Organism: Periophthalmus magnuspinnatus
Lineage: Eukaryota; Metazoa; Chordata; Actinopteri; Gobiiformes; Gobiidae
Exons: 3
Coding region: 144-677 (177 amino acids)
Biological process (GO): cytolysis in another organism; monoatomic cation transport; pore complex assembly
Cellular component (GO): pore complex
Molecular function (GO): channel activity
Source: RefSeq, a predicted model, not a curated record
GGAGCGGUGCAGUCAUUAGAGGAGACACGCCCGAGCUUGCUUUGACACAACCUCAGUAUAGGUGUGUUCACAGAGAAACACUGCGCCAGCCCGUAAGAUCACCUCUGCUGUCGAGAACAACUCCAGACCCUAUAAGAGUCAAAAUGCCAGAAACUGCAGAGAAAGUGUCAGCUACCCUCACCACCAACCGAAACUGCACCAUAGAAGUGACCAACGUCAGCAGCCACUACUGUCUCAUCAACCCCCAAGUGUACAUGGCCAGCGGUUUCUCCCAGCACCCUCCCCAGCCCACCAUCCGCACCGCCAAAGUCGAAGUCUGCACCUUCACCAAAGACGACAACACCGCCACCGGGUCCGUGGGCCUGCUGACCUACGACAUCUUCCAUAUGCAGGGACGCCAUUGCAACGAGCGAAUGGCCAUCAUGUUCUCAGUCCCAUUCGACCGCAACCUGUACAAAAACAAGCUAGCGAUCGGCAUCUUUCCGAACUCCACGGCGUGCGACAAACAGCUGUACAACCUGAUGUACGAUGGGAAGGAUAUGAGUAACUUCACCCGUUCCGACACAAACGGCAGCGGGUUGGUGUACCAGGGCCCGCAUUUGGAUGUAAGGGCCACAAUGUCGACUGUGGGAAGAGCUAUCGUUAAAGUUGAGCUGUAUGACAUGAUGGGCCGCUAAUGGGCGUUCAAGUUCGCAAUUAUCUUAGUCAGGUUUAGCAAAGAAAUGUACAUGUGAGUACGCUAACACAAAACGACAAAAGUGAUACAGAAUUGACAACUAGAAGUAUGUGCAUGGGUGGGGUACAUCUGCAAGAAAAAAAGUUCCAUCUGACAAUUAUAACAAAGGAUCUUCUUGUUCUUAAGUCACACCAAAACAACCAAAAGAGUUUAUUUGCAAAAACAGAUACGUCUUAAUCCUCUUCCACAGAUAUUAUCAGCGAGACUUUAUAGAAGAGGGAUGGAAUCGUUUUUCUUGCAGUAAAAGGAAUUUGGCUCUUGAAAGCAGUGCUAUUAAAACACCUAUCUGUUCUGUUCUUUGUAAAUGUACUCAUCCAUUGUUCUUGGAUCAUCCUGCAAUAGAAAAAUAAAACCGUUAUAACAUGUUUA